UCUGCAGCUUGUGGCGGCACGCUCCGGGGCUGCGUCCGCGGCGCUCCCGGUAGCCAUGUACCGCAGUGGCUCCCGCUCCUCCGUCUCUUCGCACCGGCCGAAAGACGGCGGCGCGAGCGGCCCGCCGCCGGGCCGUCCCGUGGGCUCCUCCUCAGGCCCCGCACGCCGCCCCUCGUCGCCGCCGCCGCCGCCCUCCUCUUGCUCCUCGCUGCGGCUCCCCUCCCGCCGCCACCGCUCGCCCUCAGGUCACCGCGGCCGCUGGGCCUCGCCGUCCCCGCCUCGGGGUCGUCGCGGCUCCCCGUCCCCGCCCCGCGGCCGACGGGCCUCGCCGUCUCCGUCCCGCGGCCGACGGGCCUCGCCGUCCCCUCCGCGGGGUCGUCGUGGCUCCCCGUCCCCGCCGCGCGCCCGUCGCGGCUCCCCGUCGCCACCGCGGAGCCGGCGACACUACCCACCUGGCCUGGGUGGCUUCCGAGGCAGCAUUCGAGGCGAGUCCCGCGCCGAUUUCGCCCGGGACGGCCGCGGAGACCAUCCAGGCGACGGCGGCGGCAGUCGGAGACGUUCUCCUGGUCUGUGUUCUGAUUCUUCUUUGGAGCAGAGUUUAAGGAUCACAGUUGGCAAUGACCACUUCUGUGUUAGCACACCAGAGCGACGUGGGCUCAGUGAGCGGCUGGGAUCUCCCAUGGAUGGUCUGCAGGACGUGGACAGGGAUGACCUGACUGAUGAUUCUGUUUUCACUCGAAGCUCCCAGUGUUCUCGGGGUCUUGAACGAUACAUUUCUCGGGAGGAGGGACCACUUAGUCCCUUCUUGGGACAACUUGAUGAGGACUACCGGACAAGAGAAACUUUUCUGCAUCGAUCUGAGUAUAGUCCCCAGAGCAGUUGUCACGAUGAAUUGUUGAGGGGAACAGAACGCAAUAGAGACAAACUUAAAAGCUCCUCCUAUUCCAUACGCUCUGAGGAAAGAAGCCGGGAGGCCAAAAGGCCCCGUUAUGAUGACACAGAGAAGGUCCACAGCACAGGAGGGGAUCACUCAGGUUUUACAUCUGGGACUCGAAGCUACCGGCAGCGGAGAAACAGCCCGAGCCCUCGGUUCCUAGAUCCCGAGUUUCGAGAACUGGACCUUGCCAGGAGAAGGCGAGAGGAAGAAGAGGAGCAGAGUAGGAGCUUGAGUCAAGAGCUGCUGGGGGUUGAUGGCGGGCAGACUGGCUCUUCCAUCCCCGGCUUGUCAGGUGUCCUAACGCCAUCAGAGCCUGGGUAUUCUUUGCAGCGGCCUGAGGAAGUCCCUGUGAUGCCCAAGAAGUCCAUUCUGAAGAAACGAGUUGAAGUGGACAUGAAGCCUUCCUUGCAGCUUGAGGGCUUUUCUAGCGGUGCCAGCCCUGGUGAAGAGCGCCCUCGUUACCCUGAACGUCCUCCUCUUCCACUCAGUGGCGCUAUUGCUGCCUUUACUUCAGGGACUGGAAACAGGGGCACUACGGUGGAGGCCGACCCGAGAGAGCCUCAGAGUGACCCGUACCAGUGGGGCUCCCUCCGUGAGAUCCCGGAAGACAACAGUGAAACGUUUGACAGUUUUCUGGGCUUUAAGGAGAAAUUGGAUUUGAAGGCUGAGGGACUUGAGCAACAGACAGAUUUCUUACUGCCCCACGAGAGAGCUAGCCAGGAUGGCAGUGGCUUUUCUCGAAUUCUGAGCAUGUUGGCUGAUCCUACCAUUACACAGGAAAAAAGAAGGCGUAGCUUCCCUGAUAUUGAGGAUGAGGAGAAAUUUCUCUAUGGGGAUGAAGAGGAGGAUGUAAAAUCAGAAUCCCCACCUAAGUCCCUGGAGGACCCGGAGAGUACAGGUACGAGACAGAAGGCAAACUCUCUGCCCUCGACUCCAGCUGGAAAGCUAGAAUCACUAGAAGAAAGCAAUCCAGAGUAUGCCAAGAUUCACAACUUGCUUAAGACCAUAGGGCUGGAUAUUGGAGUAGCAGAAAUUGGUAAAUUGGCUGCACGCACCCAGGAGAGACUUCAUGGCAAGAAGCCAUCAUCACGCCCCUUAGCUGACCGACGUUCGUCAGCUGACCGACACUUGUCUGGUGACCGACACUUUUCAGCUGACCGCUGUUCCUCGGUUGACCACAGUUUCACAACUGAUUGGCGCUCAUCAGACCCUCACAGACCGGAGAGUAGGGAGGCACAUCAUAGCAGUGCUCAGUCCCCAGAAGUACCUCAUCCACACCCAGCUUCCCUGGUGGAUCCUUACUUGUGCACAAAAAAUAGCCCUCCAUUCCUAACGUCUGACCAUCCAGUGGGCCAUGUUUCAGGACCAGAGGUAGUUGGCAGUGGGCUUCAGUCAUCUGUUGCUGUUCGGUGCGUGCUGCCAUCAGCCCCAUCUACCCCGAUUAGACUUCCUCACUCUGCUGCAUUGUCUCCGUUUCAUAUACCAAGGGUCUCUCAGUUUGCUGCAGCUCGGAUACCUCCAAAUUACCAGGGAUCUGUCAUCCCCUCUGCCUCCUUUGAUGCAUAUAGGCACUACAUGGCAUAUGCAGCCUCAAGGUGGCCUGUGUAUCCUGCCUCUCAACCACCAGGCCACCCUUUAUCUGACCCACACAGGCUAAUACCAGUAACCAAACAAGCUACUCGUAGCCGUCCCAAUCUCCGGGUGAUCCCUACUGUGACUCCUGCAAAGCCCAAACAAGAAAUACCAGUACUAGGCUCAAUAUCUGUGAAGCGAAUUCCUGUUCGGGUGUCCAUUCCAUCACUCAUAAGAUGUAAUCCAAAGAAGAUGUCUGACGAGAAGAACCGUGCCUCCCAGAAGCAGAAGGUUAUCGAGGAGAGAGAAAAACUGAAAACUGAACAGGAAGCCCGGCAAAAGAAAAUGUUUUAUCUCACGAGUGAGUUGGAGCGGCUCCAUAAACAGCAAGGGGAGAUGUUGCGUAAGAAGCGAAGGGAGAAGGAUGGUCACAAAGAUCCACUUCUGAUGGAGGUGAGUCGUCUUCAGGAUAGUAUUAUGAAGGACAUUGCCGAGCUACAUAAAGAGACAGAAGAAGCAGAAAAGAAGCAGUCUGAACUGGACAAAGUGGCUCAGAUCUUGGGAAUUGACAUCUUUGAUAAAUCCCUGAAAUCUUCAAAUGACAGUAAAGAGUCUACAGAGAAGCCUGAAAAAGAAAAAUCUAAGAGCCCAGAAAAAGAGUUGUCACCCUCAAACUCUUCCUCUAACAACAAGGAAUCAAAAGUGAAUGAAAAGUCCUGUAUUAAGAGCCCUAGUUCUACUGAAAGCCUCCAUCCAACUGUUAAACAGUCUGAUCAGCCUGUUGCUGCUUACGAGUAUUAUGAUGCUGGCAGUCACUGGUGUAAAGACUGCAAUACCAUCUGUGGGACCAUGUUUGACUUCUUCACCCAUAUGCACAAUAAGAAGCACACACAGACACUGGAUCCCUACAACAGACCUUGGGCUUCAAAGACCCAGAGCGAGGCUAAGCAAGACACUGGAAAGCGAACUGACAAGAUAACUGUUCCUGCAAAAGGCUCUGAGUUUCUGAUUCCUAUCACUGGGUUUUACUGCCAACUUUGUGAGGAAUUUUUGGGGGAUCCAAUUUCUGGAGAGCAGCAUGUCAAGGGUCAUCAACACAAUGAAAACUACAAGAAAUAUGUGGAAGAAAACCCAUUGUAUGAAGAACGAAGAAAUCUGGACCGCCAAGCUGGCUUGGCUGUCGUCCUAGAGACAGAGCGGCGACGGCAAAAUGAGCUAAAACGCAAACUUAACGAGAAGCCAAAGGAGGAGAAGAUAGAAAAAAAGGCAAAAAUUGUGAAAGAAGUAAAGGAAGGUGACAAAACCUCUGGAGAACUAGAGGACCAACUCUCUGAGGGUGGGGGUUCCCCUGAGAGCAGUGAAGUGAAACGGAAGGCUAGCCUCAAACCCCAAGUAAGAGAAGAGGUAAAGAAGGAACCAUCAAUAGCAACUUCUUUUGGCAAGUUCAGUUGGAAGAAGCCAGAAAAAGAAGAAGAAAAAGCUUCAGUGGUGACCCCAGGUACCCCUAAGGAAGACACGGUGGAAACCAGUAAGGACAGAGAUGACAGCAAAGCUGAAGUUGGAAAGGCAAAGCCCAUCAAAAUCAAGCUUUCCGGAAAAACUGUUGUUGCACAUACCAGUCCCUGGACACCUGUCGUUACAACGUCAACACAGACUAAGAUCCGACCCAACUUGCCUAUCCCAUCCACAGUAUUCCGCAAGUCAGGUUCAGCCACAGUGAGCAAGCCUGCUCCUCUUAAUACCUUUCUGUCUAUCAAGUCCUCUGGCGCCUCCGCCAAGCCUCUGCCAGUGGUUAAAGAGCCUUCAUCAGAUCUUCUCUUGCCUCCAGAUAUCAUCUCCAAAGCUUUUGGGGGAGAAGAGGUGGUUCUAAAAGGGUCUCCAGAGGAAAAAGUGGAACUGGCUGAAAAGAAUGAGCCAUCCCAAGUACCUGAGCAAAUGCUGGCUCUACUUCCACCGCCACCACCGCCACCGCCACCCCCACCUCCACCGCCACCACCUCCACCACCCCUGGCUGUACCUCAACUAUCUGCCCCAUCCCCUGCUCAGGCAAAUGUUGUCUUAACUCCAGUUAAAUCUAAUUCGGUGGUAUCUCAGACUUUCAGUCUUGGGUUCCAAAGUCCUAACGUUUUGAACUCAGGGUUGCCUAUGGCCUUCAUGGCCUCAGAACAAGCAGCUGUCAUUCCUUCUGAUGAGACAGCUCCUGGGGUGAGUGAGAGUGACUGGGACCAGACCCUAAUCUCUAUGUUAGUACGGCCUCCACCACCCCUUUCCAGUGUAUUCAGUGAACAGGCCAGAAAAUUAGAAAAGCGAAAUUCGUGCUUAGCCACAGCCAAUGCUAAGGACCUGUAUGAUAUAUUCUACAGUAGUGGUGGAAAGGGGGCCCAUGAGACUAAGCUGAGUAGUAGUUCAUUGGCCAAUGGGGAAAGCAAUAGCCUUUCUAGAACAGAAAGUUCAGAUAUCUCCUCCACUUCUGCUUUGAACAGUAGUGUAUCCUCAGAGGACCUGCCUCAAUGUAGUGCUUUGGUCACUGCUACUGAAAUCAGUAAUCUUGAAGAUACUAUUUCAAAAGGUAUGGAGUCCAUAGGGAAAUGGUCUGCUGUAGAUCAGAUAGAUCCCAAAAGCAGAGACAGCACCUAUAGCUUCCUACAGCCUCUGACAAGGUUAUACCAAAAUAAACCUUGUGAAAUAGUUUCCCCAAAGACAGACACUUUGGUCAUGUGGACUUCUGGUGCUUUCCAGAAUGACACUGAUAAAGAUAGACCUCCAGAGGGGAAAAUCAGACUUGACCUGGGAGAGCCAGGGCCACCUGGUACAGACUCAACUUCUCAUUUGUCAGAUAUACACUGUCAAACCAAUGGAUCUCAGAAGUUGGUAGAAAUUAACCUCAUAGAUAAACAAAACAAGAACCAAGAGGUAUACCAGUCAGAGGAUUGCAGAGAAAGUGAAAUGAAGAGAAACACUGAACUAAAAGGAAAGGUAGCAGCUGAAAAAAAAGAAGAAGAAGAAGAAGAAGAAAAAGAAGGUGCUAACAGCAUAGAAGAUUCUAAUUCAAACCAUGGCAAUAGAAAUACAUGGGAAGGAGAAAUAGGACAACCCAAGUUGUCAGCAGUUGACAAAGAGGAAGAAGAGUCUAGCAAAUUGAUGACAGGACAUGAGACUACAAGUAAAGUAGUAAUUGAGUGGAGUCAGUCUCUCCCUUCCAAAAGGACAAAAAUAGAUUCAUUUCCAUCAUUGCUCCAGAAGCCAAAAGGCAUGCCUGAACUACUUCUGCUGUCUCCAGCUCGAUCAGGUAUGUGUUUAAAGAGACAAGAGAUUUGGGAGAGGCCAGAAAAACCAGGAUUGGAAGAUGUGGAGCUACAAGGUACCCAUCCAGAACUAACUGUGACAAUAGAAAGCAAAGUUUUGGAAAACUUUGACAGUACACAUUUAGAGGUAGAGGGCUUUGCAUCUCUGAGGAAUCUGGGGGACAUGCAUGCCAAUUUCUGUAGUAGUCAGCUAGAACAAACACGGAGAUCACCAACUGCCCUGUCACAAAAAACGUCUGAAGAAAAUUCUGUGUCAUCUGUUAGGUGUAAUCCUUCCAGUUCCAGUGACAUUGAACCAGUACCAUCUUUUUCUGGAUUUCCAUUAGAAUCUCCCAAAACUUUGGUGCUUAACUUUGAAACAGAGGGUACACAUACCUCAUCUAAUUCCAGAAAUGGGAGAAUUGCCUCUAACUCUUUGGAAACUGGACACCCUGUGGAAAGUGUUGACCAUGACUUAGGAGGUGAGAGAACACACCAGGCCCUUGACCUCUUGGCUGGAGGAAUGUUGUCUGAGGAAGUAAAAGAAACUUCACCACUACAGAAAGAUUUACUCAGAAUGGAGUCCACCACGGUCAGUUCUUCAUGCCUUGGACCAUCUCCUUGCCUUCCAGACCUUGUUGAUUUUGUCACACGGACACCUGGAGUUCCAAAAGAGAAACCAUGUUCUCCACUUUCUGAGCCAGAUGACUUUCUCAAGUGUAGUUCAUUGGAGAUGGGAUCAUCCCCUCCAGAAAUCCUGCAUGCCUCUGUCUCAGAGGUAGCAGUUCCUCACGUGAGUGAGGACAAUGACAGUGCUUUGAAUUUGGUCAAAACUCCACCCUCGGGCUCCCCCUCAAGGGAUCAGGUGGUUGGAGGCAAUGUGAGCCCUCAGGAAAUGCCUGAACAAGAAGCUGCAGUUGAUGUCAUCCCAGACCACACAAGGUCCAAUGUUUAUGACCAUAACAGUCAGGACUACUUAAAUGGAUGAAUCUUUAGAUUUUGGAAAUUGGAUCCCAGGACUAGUUGGCAAUCUCAUCUGGAACCGGCACAGUAAAUGUUCAUUGGAGUU
Mus pahari (shrew mouse) is the source of this 6862-nucleotide messenger RNA. RefSeq names its product zinc finger protein 318 (gene Znf318). The transcript has 10 exons. Bases 56 to 6781 code for a protein of 2241 amino acids. The record is from RefSeq and is a predicted model, not a curated record. Gene Ontology annotation, cellular component: nucleoplasm. Gene Ontology annotation, biological process: positive regulation of DNA-templated transcription; negative regulation of DNA-templated transcription. Lineage: Eukaryota; Metazoa; Chordata; Mammalia; Rodentia; Muridae. Gene Ontology annotation, molecular function: zinc ion binding; nucleic acid binding.